Mastomys coucha (southern multimammate mouse) is the source of this 1350-nucleotide messenger RNA. Its product is annotated as cathepsin 8-like. NCBI's taxonomy places the organism in Eukaryota, Metazoa, Chordata, Mammalia, Rodentia, Muridae. The record is from RefSeq and is a predicted model, not a curated record. The transcript has 8 exons. Gene Ontology annotation, molecular function: cysteine-type endopeptidase activity. The coding region runs from base 89 to 1090 and encodes 333 amino acids. Gene Ontology annotation, cellular component: lysosome. Gene Ontology annotation, biological process: immune response.
GGGUCAGAUCCUGGGAUCUCAGCCACAUGUGAAGAUCUGAGUUUGUGGAGUGCAUAAAGUCAUUAGAAGUCUUCCUGGUGCUUGAGGCAUGGGUCCUGCUGUCUGGCUGGCCAUCCUGUGCUUAGGAGUGGCCGAAGCUACUCAAUCAUCUGAUCCCAGUUUGGAUUCUGAAUGGCAGGCAUGGAAGAUAAAAUAUAACAAAAACUACAGCCUGGAGGAAGAAGGACAGAAGAGAGCAGUAUGGGAGGAAAACAUGAGAGUGGUCAAACAGCAUAAUAUUGAAUAUGACCAGGGAAAGACAAACUUCACCAUGGACGUUAACACCUUUGGUGACAUGACCAGUGAGGAAUACAGGAAAAUGAUGACUGAUAUUCCAGUCCCAAAUCUUAGGAUGAAGAAAAAUAUCUACCAACCUAUUGUUGGUUAUCUCCCCAAAUUUGUGGACUGGAGAAGAAGAGGCUAUGUGACUUCUGUGAAGGAUCAGGGCAGAUGUAAUUCUUGUUGGGCUUUCUCUGCGGCUGGUGCCAUAGAAGGACAGCUGUUCAGGAAAACAGGCAGACUGGUUUCACUGAGUCCACAAAACCUAGUGGACUGUUCUAGAUCUGAAGGGAAUUACGGCUGUUUAAUGGGCAGUACAGUACGUGCCUUAAAGUAUGUGUGGAAAAAUGGAGGUCUGGAGGCUGAGUCAACAUAUCCAUAUGAAGGAAGGGAAGGACACUGCAGGUUCCUCGUUAAACGUUCUGCUGCUACAGUCACAGGCAUUUCACUUGUCUCAAGGACUGAGGAAGCCUUAAUGCAAGCUGUAGCAACUAUAGGGCCCAUCUCUGUUGGAAUUGAUGCUUCACAUGAAUCCUUCAGGUUUUAUAGGGGAGGUAUUUAUUAUGAGCCAAAUUGUAGCAGUAAUUCUAUAAACCAUUCUGUUCUGGUAGUCGGCUAUGGCUAUGAAGGAAGAGAGUCAGAUGGAAGGAAAUACUGGAUAAUAAAGAACAGUCAUGGUGAAAAAUGGGGCAUGAAUGGUUACAUGAAGCUUGCCAGAGGCUGGAACAACCACUGUGGAAUUGCUACAUAUGCUGUUUUCCCCAGUGUGUAAACUGUUUGAUGGUAACAAGGAAGGAUUGGAGUGGAGACAGCCUUUAAAGUGGAGCCCUUCACCUUUACUAUGACCAGCCACUACUACAUGGAUAGAGUACAUGAGUUACUGUAGAACAUGAUGUGACGUGAAUUCUGUUAUGUGUUUAUCCAGUAAGAUAUGAUGGCUAUUGUAACUUAAGCACUUCACAUAUUUGUAUUUGAUUCCCAUAACUUGAUUUUAUGUUUGUAUAAAAUAAUAUCUUUUUUAAAAGUUUAAGU